AUGCCUCAACCUGAAAUUAUUAUUUUAUCUAAAACAAUAUAUUUUAUAAUUAUUAUAUUAUUUUAUUUAACAAAUUUAAAUUUAUCACAAGAAACACUUUAUAAUUUGCCACCUUUACCUGAUGAGGAGAAUCAUUAUUUAUUAAAUCCCCCUAUAAUAUCAUCAACAAAAAAAAUACCAUUAUCAACUAAUAAUAAUAAUAUUCCCUCACAGCAAUUAUCAUUAUUUCGCCAACCAUUAGGUCAACUUCUUCAAUUUCCAUUACCACAAGUACCACUUUUUGAUAGGUAUAAUGAAGCAAAUAUGAAAUCUGAAUUACCCCCUUUACCAGAAGAAUCAUUAAAAGGAUACUACGAUUCUGAUGGAAUGUUUGUUCCAAAUCAACCUAAAGAAAAAGAACAAAACAAAACACAAAUUUUAUUACCAAAAAAUCAGAUGGCAGCUGCAGCUACUUUUGUAUCAGUAAAUGAUAACAAUAAUAAUAAUAAUAAUAAUAAUAAUAAUGAAGAGGAUAUACCUGAAGAUAUCUUUCCUGAACCUUUAAAAAAAGAAGGUAAUAAUAAUCAAAGAGAUUCUAUUGAAAAAGAUUUUAUAAUAUCAAAAUCAAAUCUUUUUAUUGACGGUUUUGGAAGUGAAAAUAAUGAGGAUGAAGAAGCUGAAAAUGAUACAGAAUCAACAAAAAUAUCACAUAUAACACCAAGAAUUGUAGAAAAUCAUGGUGAUUUAUCUUUAUCAAAAUUUGUCCCAAAUAAUGUGGGUGAACAAAAUAAAAAAAACUUUGAGGGAUUUAAUAGAACAAGAGUUCCCCCAUCAACAAUUGAUGUAACAAUAGCUCCAAUUGGUUUAGAAAAACAAUUUCAAGAUUCAUUUAUGACAACAAUAAAAAGAAAAUUUACCAAAACAGGGGUAUCUCCAUUAACUCAACAAUUUGUCAGGACAACUUUAUCUCCAAAAUUAGUAUUACGAAAUCAAAUUAAAAAUACUCUACCACAAUAUAAAAAUUUUAAUACUGGAAAUGGAAUAGUACCAAAUUUUAGAAAACAUGCUUCUGAAUUGUUAAUACAAUCAAAUAAUAAUAUUCAUAAUAAUGCUUUUUUAAAAAAGAGGCCAUCUUCUCAAUCACAAUUUGAUUUACCAUUACCAGCUGUUAAUGAGAAAAAUAAUCAAAUUAAAAAAGAAAAUACUGUUUCUGAUAAAAGAACAGGUCUCAAUGAGCAACAAUUUAAUAAUAGAAUUUCAAAAAAAAUUCCUAAAAAUAAUAAUAUGAUAAAUGAAGAAUCUAUAAUGAUGAAACAUAAUGAAAGAAAAAAUCAUCUUACAAUACCACCAGUAUCUAAUCCAUCAAUACCAAAUGAAGAAAAUCCAAGUAAUAAUAUUAAGAAAAAAUCAAAAGUUCCAGGAAAAUUAAAUUUACCACAAUUAGUAUCAUUACCAUCACCAAUAAUUAAUAGAUUAGGAAAUGGUGAAGAACAAAAAAAAAAUAAUUUUGUUAGAAAUGGUUUUAUUACACAACAAAUUAAGAAUCGUACUCCUAAAACAGUUAUACGGACAUCGCAAAUAGAUGUAAGAAAUCCUACUGAUAGUAUGUUUACCAAUGAUUUAGAUUGGUUUGAUUGGGAAAUGUACCAAAAUGGUAGAAGUUUAGGAUUUAUACCUCCUAAUUUGAUUAAUAAUCCUAUAUUACCUAAACCAAUAGCAUCUAAUAUACCUGAUAAUAGAGGAAAAUUAUUACAACAACAACCACCAAUUGCAAUAAAACCUGGUACCUCUUUUAGUAGAUCAAAUUUAUGGGGAAAUGUUAACAAUCAACAACCAAGAGCUUCUGGAGCUCAGCAAUUACCUAUUCAAGUUCAGGCAGCACCUGAAGAUAUUCCUCCAGAUAGUGUUGUUUUAACUAAUCCACCACAAUUAGAAUUAAAUAUUCCAGGAUACACUAAACAGACACCACUUCCUGAAAUACCACAAACAAAUAUAAAUCAAUUAACAAAUGAAAAGUUGGUUCCAUUUGAGAAUACUAAUACAGGUCGUGUACCAGCAUCUCAGCUAACUACAGGAUUGCCUUAUCAAAAUAGUUACAAUAAUAAUUACAAUAAUAGAAAUUUUUAUAAUACAAAAAAUAAUAAUUAUAACAGGCAAUGGAAUAAUAAUAAUAAUAAUAACAAUUAUAAUAAAAAUUAUUACCAACAAUCUCAAAAUAAUCAACAACCAUUGUUUAAUUUAUUUAAUGUAAAUCCAUUUGCAGGUUUUAAUCUAUUUGGAUAG
Molecule: messenger RNA, 2262 nt
Organism: Strongyloides ratti
Lineage: Eukaryota; Metazoa; Nematoda; Chromadorea; Rhabditida; Strongyloididae
Exons: 2
Coding region: 1-2262 (753 amino acids)
Source: RefSeq, a predicted model, not a curated record